AUGGUAUUUAGGAGGUUAGGUUUCAAGAGUUUCUCUACUUCUUCUAUAAUAUAUUCUUCAAUAGUGCUACGAGACUAUCAGCAAAAAGCAAUAGAUUCACUUUUGGAUGCGUUUAAAAGAAACGUGAAACGACCAGCAUUUGUUUUAGCUACUGGAGGUGGUAAAACGGUGGUGUUCUCAAGUUUGAUACCCCAGAUCCCCAAAUCUGAUCCUGAUAGAGGUGAUAAGGUACUUGUAUUGGCACAUACUGAGGAAUUGAUCAAGCAGGCAAGUACUACCAUCAAAAGGUUGAAUCCAAAGUUGAAGGUGGAGGUUGAUAUGAGAUCUUCCAAGCCAUCACCAAAAGCUGAUGUUAUUGUGGGGUCAGUCCAGACCCUUGUAAGAGCUUCAAGGUUAGAACAGUAUGAUCCUGAUGAUUUCAAGGCUAUCAUUCUCGAUGAAUGUCAUCACGCAACUGCUAACUCAUGGUUAAAGAUAUUGAAAUAUUUUGAUGCUGAUCAUGCAGACCUGAAUAUUUAUGUUAUAGGCUGUACCGCCACUAUGGAAAGAAGUGAUAACCAGUCUUUGGGGAAAGUUUUUGACGAAAUAGUCUUCGAAAGGGGCCUCUUAACUAUGAUCGAAAAUAAGGAGCUUGUUGACGUUAAGUUCACUAGUUUGAAAGCUGAUUUAGAUUUAUCUAAGGUAACGAGUUACAAAAAUGACUAUGCCAUUUCAAGUUUAUCUAAAGCAGUGAAUGACUCGAAUGCAAACUUGGUGGUGGUGGCAGCUUACAAGAGGUUGAGAGAACAAAACGACUUUAAAUCAACAAUUAUGUUUUGUGUUGAUAUAAAUCAUUGUAAAACUUUAUGUGGGAUAUUACAAAGGGAGGGAAUCAAUGCUCAAUAUGUCACUGGAGAAACUGUUAAGCACCUAAGGUCACAAAUUAUUGAAGACUUCAAGAACGGUAUAGUCGAUGUGCUCUGUAACGUUCAAGUUUUCACUGAAGGAACAGAUAUGCCAAAUAUUGAUUCUAUAUUCUUGGUUCGACCCACAAAAUCAAGGCCCCUUUUGGUUCAAAUGAUAGGUAGGGGUUUGAGAUUAAACAAAGGGAAGUCGGUUUGUCAUGUAGCUGAUAUUGCUGGUACUAGAGGUACAGGUAUACAAUCAGUUCCAACACUCUUUUCUUUACCGUCGGACUUUCCUAUAGAAGGUAAGAGUUAUAAGCAGAUUGAGGAAGAAAAGCAAAAAUAUCUUGAGGAUAAAAAACAAGAAUCAAUCAACAAAGAGCUUCAAAGAAGAUUAGAAGAAGAAUUAAGUCAUGAAAAACUAGCAAAAUUUGAACAAGACCUUGUGCUUAACUUCACCACCAUUGAUGGAUUCAAUGCCCUCGAAGCUAAGGAUAUUGAGGAUUUCAAAGAUUCAACCAACAUACAUAAAGCAUUAGAUGAAAGUUCUCUCACUUGGGUCAGACUAGAAUACGACGUGUGGGCUGUCCAGGUUGAUGAGAGAUUUUUCCUUUUGAAAAGAGUUGACUAUCAUAUGAAGAAUCUCUUUGAACUUUCAGCCAGUGGUUUCAUACCAGGUUAUGUUAAGCUCAUGGCUAAUUUCAAAGUUUCAAGAACUACAAAGGAAGAAUUCAUUAUGUCAGACUACAAUCUUACUUCAGUCAUCAGGAAGGCUGAAAAGCUAAUCCAGGAUAUAGGGCCCCCUAGAUUUGGGUAUCAUGAUAAGAAAUCAAUAACUGAAAAGCAAAUUCUGUACUUGGAUAGCAAGAUGACCAGUGUGAUUAAAAAGUAUUACGAUGUAACUCCAGAAUUGGAACAACAAUUUCUAGAAAGUCUCAAGACAUUCACGCGGGCUAGAGCUACGCACAUGAUAUUCGCUUUGAAGUACUCAGUCAAUUCAUUGCAUCUUAAAUGGGAACUACAGAAAAUGUUAGGUCCUAACAAAAAAGUCACAAAGACUAUAAAAAAAAUCGUGAGUAGAGAGACCAAAGAUAAAGAUUUCCUAAAAAACGAUUUGAAUAACAGUCACACGGCCGUUUUUUAA
Yamadazyma jaroonii is the source of this 2028-nucleotide messenger RNA. Lineage: Eukaryota; Fungi; Ascomycota; Pichiomycetes; Serinales; Debaryomycetaceae. The record is from the annotation of a GenBank genome assembly.